UCGCUGUAGCCCCGCCCCUCUAUUGACCUGUUCGGCGUCACGUUCGGCUCGUGUGUUCAGUUUAUAAAUGAGGUUUGUUUUGUAUUACUGCGGUACUACUCGCAGCACUUCUAAAUGAGAAUGAUAGAAUGAUAUGGAUGACUGCCGUGAGGCUUAUUUAUGUGUGAAUGGCUCUAACAUGAGCAGCGACACAAACCCUCAGCUGGAGCAUGAAGAGCUGGAGAAGUUCAGGAGAAAACUCAAAUAUUUCUUCAUGAACCCAAGUGACAAAUACAAAGCUCGUGGAAAAAAGCCCUGGAAACUGAUGCUGCAAAUCAUUAAAAUCGCUGUUGUCACUGCGCAGCUGGUGUGGUUUGGUCUGAGUAAUCAGAUGGUGGUUCAGUUUAAGGAGGAGAAUCUGAUGACGUUCAGACACCUGUUCCUCAUGAACUUCACAGACGCUAGCAGAGACUCUUACGCCGUUUACACACAGCGAGACGUCUACACACACAUCUCAUACGCCGUCCAGCAGUUUCUCAUGUUGCCAAAUACAACGGUUGGGAAUCAUGAAUGUCAGAGAGAAGGAGACGCUUUCACGCCUCUCACCGUCUGCCAGCAGUUUUACAGUAACGGGAGCAUCUCACCAGCUAAUGAAACCUUCAACAUCAACGCUCAAGUGGAUGAAGAGUGUUUUAAGAUUUCCCCAAUGGUUUCCUCUUCACCCCUCACAUCACAUCCACUGAAUCUAACACUCAACUUUGAAAGACUGUUGUCGGUGAUGGUGAAGUUCACUCUGAAGGCCAUAAACCUGCAGACAGUUCAGCAUCAUGAGCUUCCAGACUGUUAUGUCUUCAACAUCAUGAUCCGCUUUGACAACAGGCCUCACAGCGGCAGAAUCAAGAUUGAUCUGGACAAUGAUGUGGACAUCAGUAAAUGCAGAGACUGGACUCUGACUGGAGCAUCAGCGAGUAAUAUGUAUAUGAUGGUUGUGUUUGAUGUGGUGAUCAUUAUAACUCUGGCGGUGUCACUGGUUCUCUGCACGCGUUCCGUGAAAGCCGGAGUCCUACUGCAGUUUGAAUAUGUGGAGUUUUUCUGCAGCUGUUACGGUAAGCGCGUGCCUCUGUCUGACCGGAUGGAGUUUAUAAACGUCUGGUUUAUUCUCAUCAUCAUCAGUGAUGUUCUGACCAUCACAGGAUCUGUGCUGAAGAUCGUCAUCCAGCUGAAGGCUGUGGCGAGUUAUGACUUGUGUAGUAUUCUGUUGGGCACCGGCACAAUGUUUGUGUGGAUCGGAGUUUUACGCUACAUGGGAUACCUGAAAAAAUACAAUAUUCUCAUCGUUACUCUGAGAGCAUCUUUACCAAACGUCAUCCGCUUCACCUGCUGUGCUGCCAUGAUUUAUCUGGGCUAUUGUUUCUGUGGAUGGAUCGUGCUCGGACCUUAUCACACAAAAUUCCGGACUCUGAACAUGGUGUCUGAGUGUCUGUUUUCUCUUAUAAACGGAGACGACAUGUUCAACACGUUUAAGAUGAUGGAGCAGAAGAGUUGUGUGGUGUGGCUCUUCAGUCGGGUCUAUCUCUACACGUUUGUGUCACUCUUCAUCUACAUGGUGCUCAGUCUGUUCAUCACUCUCAUCACAGACACCUAUGACAACAUCAAGCAGCAGAUGGAAGGAGAGCCGGUGUCAGAUCUUCAGAUGUUCAUCACGCAGUGCAAAAAAUCCAAACACAUCAGUGUGAAGGAGAACACAGACACACACCUGAUCUGCGGCAUAUACAGGCAACACAAAUCCAGUGAGAAGAUUGACUGUUAGAUCACAGAAGUAAAACAUUAUGUUCAGCUCAAUACAUUCGGAUACGAAAGAAUCCAUCAAAGCUUUCCUUUUAAUGUUUCAAAGGUUUUAUGUUUUAGGGUAAUGUGCAUGAACUUGAAAUGUCUGUAUACGGCUCUGUGUAUCCUUAAGAUUUGAGUUUAUCUGCUCCACACAUUUGUUAUUUAUUUAUAGUAAGUAGCCCAUUUUGAGAUGAAUGUUCAGACCAUUUGUGUGAAAAAUGUUACCUUUUUCAAAAUGUUGCAUUAAAGAUGUGCCUUUAACUUGUA
This is a messenger RNA of Triplophysa dalaica, 2076 nucleotides long. It is a transcript of the gene mcoln3b, whose product is annotated as mucolipin TRP cation channel 3b. The coding region runs from base 134 to 1789 and encodes 551 amino acids. Gene Ontology annotation, molecular function: NAADP-sensitive calcium-release channel activity. Gene Ontology annotation, cellular component: lysosomal membrane; plasma membrane. The transcript is spliced from 14 exons. The record is from RefSeq and is a predicted model, not a curated record. NCBI's taxonomy places the organism in Eukaryota, Metazoa, Chordata, Actinopteri, Cypriniformes, Nemacheilidae.